Molecule: messenger RNA, 1830 nt
Organism: Melanotaenia boesemani (Boeseman's rainbowfish)
Lineage: Eukaryota; Metazoa; Chordata; Actinopteri; Atheriniformes; Melanotaeniidae
Gene: efhb
Product: EF-hand domain family, member B
Exons: 13
Coding region: 94-1830 (578 amino acids)
Molecular function (GO): calcium ion binding
Source: RefSeq, a predicted model, not a curated record
GAAAACUUAGCGUUGAGUAAAUGCACAAAAAGCAAUACCUUAGACAAUACUACUUUUAAAUAUUAAAGUGAGCUGUUUUCAUGCUGAUUAAAGAUGAAUUUGACUGACGGAAAUGCCACUCACCAGGUGAAAUAUACAGAUAAAAGCCUGAACUUACCGAGGGCUGGAAAAGUGAAACCUGAAGGAGACCGGGUGCAGAGCUGCUUACAAGAAAUCUCUAGACCUCAAACCCCAGAAGUGGUGAGGAAAUUUCGCAUCCCUGAAUCAGGAGUUAUCGGAGUUCACAGAGGGAAGGCAAAUGACCCAGAUGUUGCCAGCUCUCUUGUUCAUGGCAUCAGCACCAAACCAUCCCUCAGUAGUGGAAACUUGAUAAAUCCCCCCAAGAAGACUCUCGUGCAAGAGAAGUUGGAAGAAAUUGCUCAGUCUGUGUAUACUUCAAGAAAAAAAGCUCCACUAGGCCGUUCAUGUGACCAACAUACUGGACUUCCCAGCUGGUAUAAUGAGAAAACCACCUUUGGUGUAAAAACUAUUAAAGGCCUGAGUGUACAUGAAAUUAUCAACCCUCCAAAAACAAGAGAAGAGGUAGAGAAGGAAGCUCAGGAGGGACACAAAGCUUACAUUCGUAGCCACAAUGCCUAUUUUGUUGGUGAGAAAAUUGAUAGAAAGUAUGACUGGAGUCACUACAGUAAGGACAACAGUUUCGGGAUCCAGACACCACAUUUUACUGAUGGCCGUAGUGUUGGCAAAAACCUCCAGUGGCUAGGAGAGACACAGAAGUUCUACAAUCCAAACCCUGUUUGGAAGAGAGCUGAGAACAGUGAAAAAGUGGCACAGCAAACUGGUAAAACCUGGAAUACUAGAAGAAAUCAUGUACAUCUGCCACCUGAUCACACCUUUGGAAUCGUCUUGCCACCAAAUCAAUUUGGUGUUGGGGAAACAAUCCACUCCACAGAGCCAGGACAGUACACGAGAGACCGAGACAGGCAGCGCAGCCUGGUUAAUGCAGUGAGACACCACCUCAAGAAGGUCAACUUCCAAAACUUCCCCUCCUUGCUGACGGCAUUCAAUCAUUAUGACAAGAAAGGAAAGGGAAUGAUCGACAGACAGGACCUGCAGGCAGUGUGUCGUCAGCUCCAGCUGGAUGUGAGUGAAAGGGUUCUGGAUGACCUGAUGGACUGUUGUGAUACAGACAAGGAUGGUCUUAUCAACUUUGUGGAGUUUGCUAACUUUCUCAACUGGAAGGACUUGAUGCCUAUCAACAGGGAAGAGCAGAGCAUUUUGACAAACGACCCCUAUUCCAGCACAGCUUCUGUCAGGAAGCCAUUGUCAGAAUCACCUCAACUUUCCUCCCCUCAGGCCUUGGUUAAACCUGAGGACCUGGAGCCUGUUGAACCAGGCAGCUCACUGAAGACCAUCAGGACCAUGGGCAGACCGGUGACAGUCGCAGACCACUUCGUGACCUCCUCCUCACUCAUAGGGGCUGUCAGUGAUGGGUCAUCAAAUGGCCGUGCCUACGGGAUUCCAACUGUGCGUUCAGACCGUCCAGCUCCUCGCGUCAAAAGAGUCAGUGACACCAAUAACUAUGGUGGUACAGCCAUGGUUGCAGAUCUUCUACAUCCAUCAGUUUACGCUCUCAGAGGUGUUCAUGAGGAGCACUUCUUCUGUCCUCGAUCCAAGAAGGAGAUUGAAGAGAUCUUCAGGAAUAUUGGUGUGAAUCUAUCUGCUGAGACGUUUGAGGAGGCCUGGAAGCUGGCGUCCAUGAAACAACCAAACGGGGAGGUUUGUGUUGAGCUUUUCCGUGAUGUACUCAAGGAAAUAAACGCUAUGUGA